This is a messenger RNA of Synchytrium microbalum, 816 nucleotides long. It is a transcript of the gene MDE1, whose product is annotated as methylthioribulose 1-phosphate dehydratase. Gene Ontology annotation, molecular function: methylthioribulose 1-phosphate dehydratase activity; metal ion binding. Lineage: Eukaryota; Fungi; Chytridiomycota; Chytridiomycetes; Synchytriales; Synchytriaceae. Bases 1 to 816 code for a protein of 271 amino acids. The record is from RefSeq and is a predicted model, not a curated record. Gene Ontology annotation, cellular component: cytoplasm. The transcript has 4 exons.
AUGACAGGAGACAAGAAGAGCGAGGCCAAGGACCCACCUGCCGACCAGACAGCGCUAGUAGAUGGAUUUAUCGCUACAAAUGAUCCAGACCAUCCCUUCAAUCUUAUACCAGAGCUUUGUCGACUCUUUUAUCAGCUCAAUUGGGUGACUGGAACUGGAGGAGGCAUCACCAUCAAAUACGACAAUAAAAUCUACAUUGCUCCCUCCGGAGUCCAAAAAGAACGCAUCCAGCCCUCCCACCUAUACGUCCUCCCAGCACAUCCUCCAAUCCAAUUCCCAAUCCCAACUCCAAUACAAUCACCACAUCCUUCCCUAAACUUCAAACCAUCACAGUGCACUCCCCUGUUCUACAAUGCCUACACAAUGAGGAACGCUGGUGCUGUAAUCCAUACCCACUCGCAACAUGCUGUUAUGGUGACCUUGCUGGCUGGAAUGUCUGAAAGGGCGGAGGACAGGAAUGUGUUUAGGAUUACACAUCAGGAAAUGAUUAAGGGCAUUAGGAAGGAGAGUCAAGGUCGGAAUUACAAGUAUUGGGAGACGCUGGAGGUACCCAUUGUGGAGAAUACUGCGGAAGAAGAGGAUUUGAAGGAGAGGAUGGCUGUGGCAAUGCAAAAGUAUCCAGAUUCUCAAGCUGUGCUGGUGAGAAGGCAUGGUGUAUAUGUGUGGGGUGAGACAUGGCAGAAAGCCAAAACAAUGACAGAAUGCUAUGACUACCUGUUUGAAAUCGCAGUCAAGAUGAAGACGCUGGGCAUGGAUCCAGCUUUGAUACCCACUGAUUCAGAAUACAAGCAUGAACAUGAACAUAGCAGGCUAUAA